AUGGCUGAGAGUACAGAACAAUGGUGGAGUCAAGGUAAAUGGAAUGACACAACAAUUUUAUGUGAACAAGUUGAACCACAUAAAGUUUACAAAGGGUUUUGGGAAAAUGAAUUAUAUCUUAGAGAUACUUAUACAUCGACUAUAUUGUGUAAUCUUUCUAUAAUCUUGGGUUUAACUACCUUCACUUGGUACUUGCUUAAGCCUCUUCAAACGCCAUUAACGUCUCAAAUGAUUGGUGGUGUGCUUGUAAUGGGACUAUUAUUUUCGAAUCGAUUAUUCGAUUACCACAAAUUGCUACCACCAACAGUUGUAUACGUACUACAAACAAUGUCAUCAGUAGGCUUCGUUUUACAAUUAUUCAUGGUGGGAUUAGAAACAAACAUGAGUGUGAUUAUAAGAAGAUUACAAUUGAAAUCUAUUGUCAUAAGUUUAUCUGGCUUAGCGCUUGCUUAUGUAUUCAGUGCUCUUGCAAUCCUUGCAACCAACGAGUUCAAAGCCAUUCGACUACUCGAAAAACCUUCCAUAAGUCUCCUCAUUUUGGUGGCUCUUAAUGCACAAACCUUCUUCAUGGUUAUAUGUCACAACCUAAACGAUCUUGGCAUAAGUAAUUCUGAUAUCGGUCGUAUGGCUUCAUCGAUAGCCUUGAUCCCGGACCUUGUCCUAAUGGUGACAAACUUAGUCAUGACUUUUAUUAUACCGCCUUUUUUUAACGGGUCUAAACUUGAAACGAGGAAGGCGUUCAUCACUCUAGGAUACUAUAUUCUAGUAUUCUUGGUUUUUAGGCCAAUUGUUUUGUACAUUAUAAGUCAAACACCUGAAGGAAGGAAUAUGAGGAAUUCCCACUUCAUGUACAUUUUUUUGAUUGUUCUUAUUGUAGCUUGGAUUGGUGAAGUGCUCGAUGAAUUGCUACCGGUUUUUUUAUUUUCUUUAACCCUACCGGAACACCCUUUGUCGUCGGUUUUCUCAGCGAAAUUGGAAGCUAUUACUUCUUGUGUUUUCUUCCCUUUGUAUUGUGCAAUGCAAGGGUUUAAAACCGAUUUUUUCUCUUUGACCAAAAGAGCUUAUGAGUUAGAAUUUUUGUUGAUUGUUGGUUAUAUUGGCAAGUUUUUGGGAACUAGCUUUACUUCAAGGCUAUAUGGGGUACCUUUUCGGAACUCUUUGGCCCUUUCUCUCAUCAUAUCUUCAAAAGGGUUAUUGGAUGUAGCUGCAAUUGGGAUUAUGAGAGACAAAGGCUGGUUGAACGUAGAAGAGUACACAUUAGCAAUGUUUCAUUAUUUGAUCUUAACUGGAGCAUUAUUGCCACUAGUUAAACUUUUCUACGAACCAUUAAGUCAAUACACUUCAAUUUUUAGGCCGAGUGUGACAGAUUCAACCAACAACAAUACAUUUCAAACAUUAACAUGUCUUUACAAGGAAGAUAAUUUGCCUGGAAUUAUACGUCUCAUCGAGGCGUUUCAUCCUACACGAACAAGGCCAAUCCCCGUGAUUUUGCUCCAACUCAUGCCACUAACCGGUCGUUGCACCAUGCCUAUCAUGGCACCCUUGGAUCAAGUCAAGUCAUUGCCUAUGUUCCGUACAAAGAUUGCAUUUUCAAAUCGUAUAGUUGAAUCUUUCUUAAACCUCGAACGUGAGUCUAAAGGCUACACCCGCCUAAAGCACUACAUAUCCAUUUCUUCCUAUGAAACCAUGCACAAUGAUAUAUGUAGCCUUGCUUAUGAGAAAGAUGCAAGCCUACUUAUUUUACCAUUUCACUUGCAAGUACAAUGGACUAAGGUAGGGAAAAUAAUCGAAGACUCUUCGUUAUCUCUGAGGGAAGUUAAUAAGAUGGUGCUCGAAAAGGCACCAUGCUCGGUUGCCUUGUUGCUAGAUAGGGCCGAUCCUCACUUAGGUAUAAUCGAUACAAAUAUUUAUCAAGUAGCAAUUAUCUUCAUAGGAGGGGUAGAUGACUUGGAAGCUCUCGCGUUUACUAGACUAUUUGGUAAUCAUCCAAAUGUUAAGGUAAUUGUCCUUUGGUUAAAAUCUCCAAAACAAGAUAAAUAUAACGCCUUAAAUCAUGAGAUGAUAAAGAACUUCCAAGCUUCCGGUAGAAUGGAGAACGAGAGACUAAUGACAUUGAAGGAGGUGAUUGUUAAUGAUGGCGCUGACACCACUAAUGUUUUGCUCUCAAUGAAUGGUGUUAUUGAUUUAGUGGUGGUAGGAAGACACCAUGACUUUGAAUGUGCACCAUUAUAUGGACUUUCUUUUGAUGGGUUUUGUGAAUAUCCGGAGUUAGGGAUUCUUGGUGACUUAUUAGCUACCCCGGAUUUUGGGUUCUCGGUUUUAGUAGUUCAACAAGAACCGAAGAAUGAUUUACAAGAAGAAUAUGAUGCUCUCAUUGAUAAUGGAACUUGGGAGUUAGUUCUGCGACCAUCUAAUGUGAAUAUUAUUCAUUCAUUGUGGAUUUGUUGGCAUAAAACGAACUCUGAUGGCUCUUUUGAGAGACAUAAGGCUCGUAUCGUUGGUGAUGGAUUCAAGAAUCCUACUCGUCCUGAUCAUGUCUGCCUUCUUCGAAAAUCUCUAUAUGGUCUAAAACAGGCACCCAAAGCUUGGUAUCAACGUUUUGCAGAUUUUGUUGCUACUAUCGGAUUUACUCACAACAAGUCCGAUAAUUCACUUUUCAUCUAUAACCAUGGUAAUGCUACUGCCUACAUUCUUCUCUAUGUUAAUGAUAUUGUCCUUACUGCUUCUUCAGAGUCUCUUCACCAUCAUAUUAUUUCACAGCUUAGCUAUGAAUUUGCAAUGAAAGAUUUGGGUGCAUUGAGCUAUUUUUUGGGUAUUGUUGUCUCCCGGGACAAAAAUGAUUUAUUUUUGUCUCAAAAGAAAUAUGCUCUAGAAAUAAUUGAAAAAGCAAGCAUGGCUAAUUGCAAACCUUUUUCUACUCCUGUUGACUCCAAAAGGAAGUUAAGUACUACUUCCGGUGCUCCAUAUGAUGAUUCGACUUCUUAUCGUCGACUAUGUGGUGCUUUGCAGUAUUUGACUUUCACUCGUCCUAAUAUAUCAUAUGUGGUGCAACAAGUUUGCUUGUUUAUGCACGCCCCCUGUGUAGAGCACAUGGAUGCGUUAAAAUGCAUAUUUCGUUGCAUCCAAGGUACGCCUGAAUUUGGUUUGCAUUUGUAUAAGUCAUCCGUUUCUUCUAUCAUUUCAUACACGGAUGCCGAUUGA
Messenger RNA from Chenopodium quinoa (quinoa), 3201 nucleotides. Its product is annotated as cation/H(+) antiporter 15-like. The transcript has 5 exons. The record is from RefSeq and is a predicted model, not a curated record. The coding region runs from base 1 to 3201 and encodes 1066 amino acids. Gene Ontology annotation, cellular component: membrane; endomembrane system. Gene Ontology annotation, biological process: regulation of pH; proton transmembrane transport. Lineage: Eukaryota; Viridiplantae; Streptophyta; Magnoliopsida; Caryophyllales; Amaranthaceae. Gene Ontology annotation, molecular function: antiporter activity.